AUAAGCAAACCAAAGUUCCAUUUCCUCGUCCAUCUUCCAGUGUACAUUCGUCGUUUUGGCCCUGUGAUUGUCUUUUCAACUGAGCGAUAUGAAUCAUUCAACCAUGUAUUCUGGUUAUCGUGUAUCUACAGCAACCGACAGGCGCCAAGUAGAGAUACUUGCAAGAUCUUCGCUCACCAGGACACCGUCAAACAUAUCGCUACCGGCGGAUACUGGUAUGAUUCCACAGUCAAG
Messenger RNA from Suillus paluster, 234 nucleotides. RefSeq lists its product as uncharacterized. The annotation marks the transcript as partial. The transcript has a single exon. The record is from RefSeq and is a predicted model, not a curated record. NCBI's taxonomy places the organism in Eukaryota, Fungi, Basidiomycota, Agaricomycetes, Boletales, Suillaceae.